Molecule: messenger RNA, 7044 nt
Organism: Tachysurus vachellii
Lineage: Eukaryota; Metazoa; Chordata; Actinopteri; Siluriformes; Bagridae
Gene: lrp5
Product: low density lipoprotein receptor-related protein 5
Exons: 24
Coding region: 140-4966 (1608 amino acids)
Molecular function (GO): protein binding
Source: RefSeq, a predicted model, not a curated record
GCCGCGCGCGCUCCCGCUAACUCUGACUCGCGGAGCUGCUGCUGGACAAAAAGGAGUCGUUAAAGAAAGAGAGAGAAAGAGAGAAAGAGAGAGGGAGAGACGGGAUAAUGGCGGAGUGUCGGUGGAGUUAAACAGCAGGAUGAAGUGUUUAUUCUCGGAUCUGCUGCUUUUCUGCUCUUUUACUCUCAGUGUCGGUUCUCCUCUGCUGCUCUUUGCUAAUCGCCGUGAUGUGCGCUUGGUGGACGCCGAGUCAGUGCGCGCAGACUCUGCUGUGUUGGUUGGUGAUCUGGAGGACGCGGCUGCUGUCGACUUCCUGUUCUCAGAGAGUCUGGUGUUCUGGACCGACGUCAGUGAGGAGGCCAUUAAACAGACAUUUUACAACCAGAGCAGCAACGCGGUAAAAGAAGCAGUCCUGGGUUCUGGUCAGAAGGUGGUGGUUUCAGGUCUAGACUCUCCUGAUGGUCUGGCUUGUGAUUGGCUCGGACGGAAACUCUACUGGACCGACUCAGAGACCAACCGUAUUGAGGUGGCGAAUCUGGACGGAACGUCACGGAAAGUUCUGUUCUGGCAGGAUCUGGACCAGCCUCGGGCCAUAGCACUCAAUCCAGCACAGAGGUACAUGUAUUGGACAGAUUGGGGAGAGGAGCCGAGGAUUGAGCGCUCUGGGAUGGAUGGAAGCAGCAGGAAGGUGAUUAUAGAGGAGGAUAUUUAUUGGCCCAACGGCCUGACCAUCGACCUGGACGAGCAGAAGCUGUACUGGGCCGACGCCAAACUCAGCUUCAUCCACAGAGCGAACCUGGACGGCACCGCACGAGAGACGGUGGUGGAAGGGACACUCACACAUCCAUUUGCUCUCACACUCUUUGAUGAGACGCUCUACUGGACAGACUGGCAAACUCGCUCCAUUCACGCCUGCAACAAACACACAGGCAACAACCGCAGAGAAAUCCUCAACAGUAUCUACUCACCUAUGGACAUCCAGGUGCUGGAGCAGAAGAGACAGCCUUAUAUCCACACACCCUGCAGUGAUGGAAACGGUGGAUGUUCUCACCUGUGUCUGCUCUCGCCCUCACCUCCGUAUUACAGCUGCUCCUGUCCCACUGGUGUCAAACUCCAAGAGGACAGCAAGACCUGUAGACCAGGAGCGGAGGAGGUUCUGCUGCUGGCUCGUCGGACCGAUCUGCGUCGGAUCUCUCUGGACCUUCCAGAUUUCACUGACGUAGUCCUGCAGGUGGGUGACGUCCGUCAUGCCAUCGCCAUCGACUACGACCCGGUGGAGGGAUACGUGUACUGGACGGACGACGAGGUGCGGGCGAUCCGGCGUUCUCGGCUGGAUGGAAGUGACGCCCACACACUGGUGAGCGCUGAGGUGGAGCAUCCGGACGGCCUCGCCAUCGACUGGAUCGCACGGAACCUGUACUGGACAGACACAGGGACCGACCGCAUCGAGGUGACGCGCCUCAAUGGCUCAGCUAGGAGAAUCCUCAUCUCUGAAGGACUAAGCGAGCCCAGGGCCAUCGUUCUCGAUCCGGUCAACGGCUACAUGUACUGGACGGAUUGGGGCCAGAAGCCGAAGAUCGAGCGUGCGAAUCUGGACGGCUCAGAGCGUGUGGUUCUGGUGAACACGUCUCUCGGCUGGCCGAACGGAUUAGCGCUGGAUCCCACGGCAGGAAAGCUGUACUGGGGAGAUGCUAAAACUGACAAGAUCGAGGUUAUAAAUGUGGACGGGUCGAACAGAGCGACUCUACUGGAUGAUAAACUGCCGCACAUUUUUGGCUUCACGCUGCUUGGUGACUACAUCUACUGGAGCGACUGGCAGAGGCGGAGCAUCGAGCGUGUUCACACCACCAAGAUCACACGUGAGGUCAUCGUCGAGCAGCUGCCUGACCUCAUGGGCCUCAAAGCCACCAAAGUCAGCGAGAUGUUCGGCACUAACGGCUGCACUGAGUCCAAUGGAGGAUGCAGUCACUUGUGCUUCAAUGGGCCGCGUGGUCUCACGUGUGCGUGUCCGAUGGGUCUAGAGCUCCUCAGUGAUCUGCGCACGUGUGUUGUUCCUGAAGCGUUCCUGCUCUUCACCAACCGCGUCGACAUCCGCAGCAUCUCACUGGGAACCAACAGCAACGACGUGGCCAUCCCACUCAGCGGUGUUAAAGAGGCUUCAGCACUUGACUUUGACUUUGCAGAGAACCGAAUCUUUUGGACUGAUAUUAGCACCAAGACGAUCAGCCGUGCGUUUAUGAACGGCAGUGGUGUAGAGGCAGUGAUCGAGUUUGGCCUGGAUUAUCCCGAGGGAAUGGCUGUGGACUGGAUGGGCAGGAACAUCUACUGGGCCGACACCGGAACCAACCGGAUCGAGGUGGCCCGUCUGGACGGUCAGUACCGCCAAGUUCUAGUGUGCAAAGACCUGGACAACCCUCGCUCGCUAGCUCUGGAUCCGGCUAACGGGUUUAUGUACUGGACGGAGUGGGGGGGUCGGACCCGCAUCGCCAGCGCCCACAUGGACGGCACCAACAUCAUCAGUCUGGUGGAUAAAGUGGGUCGAGCCAAUGGCCUGACCAUCGACUACAUGGAUCAGAGACUGUACUGGACCGACCUGGACACGUGCAUGAUCGAGUCCACCAACAUGCAGGGUCUGCAGCGUGAGAUCAUAGCUGAUGAUCUCCCACACCCCUUUGGUCUGACUCAAUACCGAGACUUUAUCUACUGGACCGACUGGAACCUGCGCAGUAUCGAGCGAGCGGAUAAGCGGAGCGGCCAGAACCGGACUCUGGUGCAGGGACAGCUGGAGUACGUCAUGGACAUCCUGGUGUUUCACUCGUCACGACAGGAUGGAACCAACCUGUGCUCACACAACAACGGUCACUGUGCUCACCUGUGUCUGGCCUCGCCCUCAGGGGCUCAGUGUCGCUGUGCAUCACAUUACACACUGCAGCCCAAUGGACAUAACUGCAGCUCUCCCUCCAGUUUCCUGUUGUUCAGUCAGAAGAGUUCCAUCAGUCGGAUGGUUCUGGGAGAGCAGACUCCGGAUAUGAUUUUGCCGAUCCAUGUGUUGAGGAAUCUGCGAGCGAUCAGCUUUGACCCACUGAAGCGUUUUAUUUACUGGAUUGACGGAAAGCAGAGCAUCCGCAAGGCCAAAGAUGACGGCUCUCAGGCGAUGACUGUGGUGUCCCCGAGCCCCGUGCAGCCUCUCAAACAGCCUCAUGAUCUAAGUGUGGAUCCGUUCAGCCGCACGGUGUACUGGACCUGUGAGAACACCAACACCAUCAACGUGCAGCGCAUGGACGGGCAGAUCGUCGGGGAAGUGUUGAGAGAUGACGUGGACAAACCCAGAGCCAUCGUUGUCAACGGAGAGAAAGGCUACAUGUACUUCACUACGCUGCAGGAUCGCUCGGCCAAGAUCGAGGGCGCGUCUUUAGACGGGACGGAGCGUGAGUCUCUGUUCACGACCGGUUUGAUCCGGCCUGUGGCGCUCGCUCUGGAUAACAAACUGGGCAAGCUGUUCUGGGUCGACGCGGAUCUGAAGCGCAUGGAGAGCAGUGACCUGUCCGGAGCCAAUCGGAUUGUCCUCCAGGACUCUAACAUCCUGCAGCCGGUCGGUCUGACCGUCCUGGGUGAUCAUCUGUACUGGAUCGAUAAGCAGCUGCAGAUGAUUGAGCGUGUGGAUAAGCGCACUGGAGACAAGAGGACACGGAUUCAGGGACGGAUUCAGUCUUUAACUGGAAUUCAUGCCGUGGAGCUGAUGGAGACGGACGAGUUCUCUUCUCAUCCUUGUUCCCGUGACAACGGAGGAUGCUCACACAUCUGCAUUGCCAAGGGAGAUGGAACUCCACGAUGCUCGUGUCCUGUACACCUUGUACUGCUGCAGAACCUGCUCAGCUGUGGAGACCCGCCCACUUGCUCGGCAGAUCAUUUCACAUGUGCGACAGGCGAGAUCGACUGCAUCCCGAUGACGUGGCGGUGUGAUGGCAUUGCCGAAUGCGCUGACCACAGUGAUGAAAUGAACUGCCCCAUGUGCUCAGAUCAACAGUUUCAGUGUCACGGUGGCCAGUGUCUCGAUGCAAAGCUGCGCUGUAACGGAGAGCAGGACUGUACUGACGGAUCUGACGAACUCGACUGCCACACCAUCUGCAUGCCAAAUCAGUUCCGCUGUAAAAAUAAUAAAUGCAUCUCGAAGAAGCAGCAGUGUGACUCGUACCCCGACUGCUCAGAUGACUCAGAUGAGCUUUUCUGUGAUUUCUCACCACCCAGCGGUGACGAGCACCACACCAACACCAUCGGGCCAGUGAUCGGUAUCAUCCUGUCAGUGUUCGUGCUGGGCGGGAUAUGCUUUGUGUGUCAGCGCGUUGUGUGUCGCCGCUACAAAGGGCCAAGCGGGGGAUUCCCUCAUGAUUACAUCACUGGGACCGCUCAUGUCCCACUGAACUUCAUCAGCACCAACAAUACGCAGCACGCUAACUGUACAGGUAUAUCAUGUGGGAAAUCACUUGUGAGCUCAUUCAGUCUUAUGGGCAGCAGCAGCAGUGGAGCUCCGCUAUACGACAGGAACCACGUGACCGGAGCUUCAUCCAGCAGCUCCUCCAGCACCAAAGCUGCCUUUUACCCUCAGAUUUUGAAUCCUCCCCCGUCACCAGCCACAGAUCGCUCACUAUACAACACUGAAGUGUUUUAUUCAUCCAACAGCCCGUCUACAACGAGGUCUUACAGGCCCUAUGUGGUACGUGGCGCUGCUCCACCCACCACGCCCUGCAGCACAGAUGUGUGUGACAGCGACUACACGCCAAGCCGGUGGAAGAGCAACAAGUACUACAUGGAGGUGAACUGGGACUCGGAGCCGUGCCCACCUCCACCCACCCCACGCAGCCACUACAUGUCUGCCGAGGAGAGCUGUCCUCCAUCACCCUCCACUGAGCGCAGCUACUUUCACCUGUGUCCACCCCCACCCUCACCCUGCACAGACUCGUCCUGACCACACACACACACACACACACACACACUUGAAGCCAUGUGGGCGUGUUUAUUUUCCCUCAAACCAAAAAGACAUUAUUUUUUACAGCGGUGAUGUUGUACAUAUGUAUAAUAACAUAAAUAAUAAUGAUAACAAUAAUAAUAAUAGUAAUAAUAAUAAUAAUGACAUUGUCAUCGUCGUCAUGGAGACGUGUCCUGCCGAUUGUUCUCUUUGUGAAUUUUUUUUUUCGAAUUACGCAAUAUAUGUUUGGCUAGUUCUGUUUACCAAAAGUGUGUUUGCUGCUAUUGUACAUAAUCUGAAUAAUGAUGAAAAAACAGCUGGUAAAAUCAUAUAUAUGUAUAUAUAUAUAUAUAUAUAUAUAUAUAUGAACACACACACACACACACACACACACACAAUCAGUUAUAGAUAUAUUAAUACGAAUAUAAAUAUGGCUGUAGCUUGCUCUUGAAAUCGUACUGAUAGCGCUAGUGUUUUAAUCGUACUCUUAUUGAGCUCAAAGCAGUGUUUCAGCUUCCCUCGUGUACAGAAUCACAUCUGAAUAUAAAACGUGGCUCACGUGAGAGAGGUGAAACGUCAGGACUAAAACGUCUGGAACAUAAUGUGUCUGUCAAUCAACUCCUUAGCCACACCCUGCUACAUAUUUAUAGAUUUAUAUAAUAUUAUAAAAAUAUUAAAGUGAAGGGAACUGUUAGGACUAAUAGAAAUGAGUUUGACAUUUAAACUAGAUUUAUUUUCCUAAUAUAGAUGUAAAUAAAUUAUCACAGGACAGGAAGCUGUGACCAUAUAAGGGAAGUAAGUCUUUUGUCUCCCAGCCAAUCAGCAUACACCAUUUUGGAUUAACAGAUGAGAAUGUAGAAGAAAAAAGCUAGCUGUGUUUAGCUUGUGUUAGCAUGUGGGUCAUUAGCAAGUGUGACACAAUGUCAGCUCUGGACUUGUUUGUGUAAACUCAGCUUUAAUUAGGAGAGUUUACUUUUAGUUUAGUUUUAGUUUAAAACGUACAUCUUACUCUUGCCCUUGAAAUGAACCAACAGAUGAUUUCACACAUUUUAGCUCAUGUAGUCAGUCUCUGUGUGUAAAAGAACGUUGGGUCGAAUUUUUACAUGAAGCACUUUUUUUACAUUUAAAAAUGUAUCUGGAUCUUUCAGGCUGCCGUGAGCCGACAUUAAACUGUCACAUCACCAGAAAGUGUGGAACUGUUACAGAUGCUGAGGGUCCACAUGUGCAGUGGCUUUCACUUCUAACUGCCACUGAUGAUGUCACUAAACUGACCAAUCAACAACUCAGUUUUAAACUCCUCUUGCUCUCUCUCUCUCUCUCUCUCUCUCUCUCUCUCUCACACACACACACACACAUACAUAUACACACACACAUACAUAUACACACAAACAUACACACACACAUACAUACAUACAUACACACACGUACAUACAUACACACACAUACAUACAUACACACAGACUGGGCUACCUUCUCACUUUAUCACUGAUUUUCACAACUUGUUAUUUUACAAAAUUAUUUUGUUUGUUUAAAAUGUAUUAAAUAUAAAGUAAAAUUUCUUUUUCUUUCUUUCCAUUGUACUUUCUAUUUGUUUUUUAUUUCUUACAUUCUUAAUCUCACCCAUUCCUAAUUUUCUUGUUCUUUCCCUUCUUACUUUCUUUCAGUCUUCUUUUGCAGACGUAGUAAACUCUCUUUAACUGGAGAGAUCAGUGGAGGUUUAAUGCUUUUUUUCCUGGUUGUGAUUGACAUCAUCUCAGAUGUGUAGUGAAGCUGAAAGCAGCCUCAUUAACUUGCUUAUAAAUUAACUGAUUAAUGUCUCAUCCAGGUUGUGUUUAAGCCCUGAGUGUGACCGAAUCACAUCUUUUGGUUUGUGUGACGCUUGUUUUCUGUCUUUUUUAUUGAUCUGUGAUUGUUAGUUUUUUUCUUGUGUAAUGUAGUGUGUGUAUGUGCAGCUUCCACACUGCCACCGAGCUUCAGAUCUGUGUUUAUUGUACAGAUGCCUCAUGUAAUGCACAUUUGUGAUGAUUUUUUUCUAUCAGAUACAUUUUUAUAUAUAAUAAAGGUUAUAUUUUACAGAG